Messenger RNA from Amphimedon queenslandica, 438 nucleotides. Its product is annotated as amine sulfotransferase-like. The transcript has 2 exons. The record is from RefSeq and is a predicted model, not a curated record. Gene Ontology annotation, molecular function: sulfotransferase activity. Bases 82 to 399 code for a protein of 105 amino acids. NCBI's taxonomy places the organism in Eukaryota, Metazoa, Porifera, Demospongiae, Haplosclerida, Niphatidae.
UUUUGAUUUUACUGGUGAUUGGAAUUGUGUCUUUGAGUUUUUUUAUAAAAGGAGAAGUUCCAUUUGGGCUAUGGUUUGAUCAUGUUCUUGAAUGGUGGAAAUAUAAAGACAAAUGCCAAGAACAUUUUGUUCUUAAUGUAUGAAGAUUUAAAGAAAGAUCUGUCUGGAUCAGUGAAAACUAUUGCACAAUUCAUGGGAUAUAGUCUUGAUGAUGCAAUGAAUGAGAAGGUUACUAGACAGUGUACAUUCGAUAGCAUGACAGUCUACCUGAGACACUCAGACACCAGAGAAGUUACUGUCUUCAAUUUUACAUCUUUUAUUGGCAAUUGGAAAAAUCAUUUGAGUGAUGAGCACUCAGCAAGGUUUGAUACACUAAAAGAAUGUCAGGAAGUGGCUUAAUUUUUGACUUUGAAUGAAACAUUUUUAUUUCUAAUUGAA